Molecule: messenger RNA, 450 nt
Organism: Phycomyces blakesleeanus NRRL 1555(-)
Lineage: Eukaryota; Fungi; Mucoromycota; Mucoromycetes; Mucorales; Phycomycetaceae
Exons: 3
Coding region: 1-450 (149 amino acids)
Source: RefSeq, a predicted model, not a curated record
AUGGAAAGAUAUAGAAAAACCGGUUCUGCAGAAGGCAGAGCUCGCUCAUGGAGACCAAAGCUACUCACAUCCAAAGACAAGCAAACACUUUCACAAGAAUCUGAUGGGCAUUUACGAGAGAAAUUGCUGAGAUGUCCAAUACACCAAUCUCCAAAAGUACUUUUCGAAGAAUUUUACGCAUUUUUAGAUCCAAGCAGAUGUAUUGUAUUUCCCGAAGCUCUCUUAGCAGAGACUUAUAUUGAUGCACGAAAGAAACGGGAUGAAGAAUGGAAGACUUGUGAUCUAGAGUGCCGAACCUCGUUUGGUCUUUUUAAGACCGAUAGGCCAACACAUUUGUGGAGAAGCCCGGAUGAUAGCCAAGGAUCUAGGGAGAUGGAGAAUAAGUCAUGGUUUAGAGUUGUCUCUGGGCAAGAGGUAUUAGUUCCCUCUUUAUCCUGGAUGGACAUAUAA